This is a messenger RNA of Thlaspi arvense, 2559 nucleotides long. The record is from the annotation of a GenBank genome assembly. NCBI's taxonomy places the organism in Eukaryota, Viridiplantae, Streptophyta, Magnoliopsida, Brassicales, Brassicaceae.
UUGAGUUCCUUGUUGGUGGUAGGAAACGACGACGUUUCCAGUGGACUUUGGUUUCAAUGUCCGAACCAAUAUAAAAACAGAGAAAAGCGCUUCGAAAAUAUGAAAGGCUUAGAAAUGGUGGUGACGUCUUUCUCUUCACCGCCGCCUAUCUUCUUCUCCCUUGGAGGUGAUCCUCAGAUUUCUUCUUCCAAUGGCCGCUUCGCGAUUCCUUCAUCUCUCUCUUCCUAUUAUCUCAUAAAGGGACUAAGAAGACACCAAGAUGCAAAGCUGGUGGGAAGCAGAGCCAGAGGUGGAGCAGUUCGUGUCCUAGCAAACCCAAGUGCAUCUCCUACUCCAGGGAAAGUAAAGGCAAAAAAAGUGGUAAUUAUGGUAGAUCCUCUGGAGGCCAAACGGUUAGUAGGAAAGGAAAUGGAAGAGAUAAAAGGCAGAGGGAAGCAACAGAGAAGGCGUGAGAUAGAGGCGAUAAACGGAGCAUGGGCGAUCAUUGGGCUCUUGAUAGGGCUUGUGAUCGAAGCCCAGACAGGGAAGGGCAUUGUCGCUCAGUUGGCUGGUUAUUGGUCUGCGGUUGUGCAUCUAUUCAUUCCAUCAACACAGAAUCUCCCACAGUUGACAAAAACCCCUUUGAUUGUCUUGCUGAGUAUUAUUCUCCACAGUGGAAAUACCGAAGCUAGGAUAACCAGAAAAAUGAUGUCAAAGCUGUCUCUUUUCCGAGGCAAUUCUCUUCCCUUCCCGGUCUUGUCUUCCUUCUCCGCUCGUUUCAUCCAUAAACCUUAUCCCACGCCUAAAGCCCUUAUCUUCUGCGUCUUCUCCACUAAUCUCACCUCCGCCACCGUUCCGUACGGCCCGUCUCUCCUGAAAGGGAAGAAGCCUUUGCUGAAGGACCUCAGAUUGACUUCAAUCGGCCGAGACAGGGAUGCUCGUCGAGGCAAAAUUGGAGAUUCCGAGGAAUCAAUCGAGAAAGGUGUUCUUUUAGACGAAGACGAAUUCACUAGGAUUUUCGAGAUUUCGGCGGUUCGAGUCCCGGCGAAGGACUGUUUCGCUCUCGAGAAUCGUCUCCGUGGUCAUCUCCUCAAUUGGCCUAGAAUACGGAACAUUGCUAGGGUUCCCGGAGACGAAAUCGACGAAGAUAUGGUGAAGCUAUUGGGCCGUGAGACUGAAGAGGAAGAAGGAGAAGAUGAGGAAGAAGAUGAUAGUGUUGUGGAUUCGGUUAAUCGGAGGAUAAGAGGGAGAGCAGAAAGGGACGGGGAGAGACUGAGUCCAGUGUUGCACAGAGAUCAACUCGCCAGGACAUUUAACUCUACUGGGUAUCUCAAAUUCAGGAACUUGGCCAAAAUCUCUCGGCCAAAGAGGAAGCGGAAGGCGGAGAAAGUGAAGGGGAAGGAAAAGGCAACUGAGAAAGAAAGAGGAAGCAGACGCAACGAGUUCGCGGUGGUGGAAGUGGUGGAAGAUCGAGGAGGAGCGGAGGAUUUUGAAGGGUUACUCGGAGAAGGCUAUGGUAGCAGAAGAAGAUGGAGAGGUUCAACAAGAUUGUUGCUUUUGGAUGAGAGAUAUUCUGGUGAGGAAGUUCAAGAGUUGCCUGAGGCUAUCAAGGUUCUGUUCGCAGAAGCUAAAAAGACCAAUGAAAGCUUAAGUUUCGAGCUGGUAAAAUGCAGACUGACUUUGUUCUAUGAUUAUUGGCCAAUGAAUGAGGUGUUGGAAGCUUUACUACCGAAAGGUAUGAUUGUGCCAUCAGCAUUUGAGAUGGUUGGACAUAUUGCGCAUUUGAACCUAAGAGACGAACAUUUACCGUACAAGAGGCUCAUAGCUAAGGUAGUUUUGGACAAGAAUCAGCCAAAGAUACAAACCGUUGUGAAUAAGAUUGAUGCUAUUCACAAUGACUUCAGAACAAUGCAGCUAGAGGUUUUGGCCGGAAACCAUUCCCUGGUGACCCUGGUUGUUGAAAAUGGACUGCGCUUUCAUGUUGAUUUAGCUAGAGUAUAUUGGAAUUCAAAACUUGGGACAGAGAGACAGAGGCUUCUGCUUGGGUUCGACCACAAUGACGUUGUCUGUGAUGUUUUCGCUGGAGUGGGUCCAAUCGCACUUGCGGCAGCAAGAAUUGUAAAACGUGUAUACGCCAAUGACCUGAACCCUCACGCAGUAGAAUUCAUGGAGCAAAACAGUGUUGUCAAUAAGCUCGAGAAGAGAAUCGAGGUAUUUAACAUGGACGGAAGAAGAUUCAUAAAGGCUAUGUUUUCAAGCGACAAGGGUCAAAAAGUCACCCAAGUAGUCAUGAAUCUACCAAAAGAUGCUGCUGAAUGUCUAGAUGCAUUUCGCGGAGUAUACAACGAUAGGCAGAGAGAUGAAGGCUUAUCUUUCCCAACCAUCCAUGUCUACGGAUUCUCCAAGGCUCCUGAUCCAGAAUUCGACUUCCAUGAGCGGAUACGGAUUGCUCUAUCUGAGGUGGCCGUGGACGUCAAAAUGCGGAAGGUACGCCUUGUGGCUCCUGGAAAAUGGAUGCUAUGUGCUUCCUUCAUACUUCCCAAGAGUGUAGCCUUCUCAAGAAGAAAUAUAAUAAUUAUG